UCUUGGGCUUUGGGCUUUGGGCUUGGGCCGAACGGAACAGAGAGUCAGAGAUGCCGCUCGCCGCGUGCACCGCCGGCGGUGACGGCGGCGCGGCGGCGACUUGGACGCCGCCAUUCUGCACCAUCAUGGCGGUCGACACGUCCGACUUCUCCUAUCUCUCCUGCCCGCGCUGCGAACUCGCGCUCCCGGACGGCGCCGUCUCCUGCUUCGCCUGCGGCGGCGGAGGCGGAGGCGGAGGCGGCCAACCAGCCCCGACCCGCGUCUACCGCCUGCUCCUCUCCCUCGCCACGCACGACCGCGUCGUCCCCGUCGUCCUCUUCAACCGCGCCGCCCGCACCCUGAUGGGCUGCCCCGCCGACGACCUCGCGCGCUUCUUCGCCGCACACCCGGGCUCGGCCCGCGCCGCCGCGGAGGCUCUGCGCGGGGAGAUGUGCCGGGUGGUGCUGCGCGCCUCUGCCAGGAACAAAAGGAGCACCGGCGCCGCAGACGAGCGACUACGCGUCGUCUCCGUCGUCCCGCUUCGCGACAGUUUCCGCCCGAUCGUCGACGCCCUCAGGACGCUGUACCCGCGCAGCUGAUGCUCCUCGUUGCCGUAGUGCCACCAUGGCACACAAUGGCGUUAGGAUUUAGAGCCUGUGACGAUGAGGACGACACCAAGGAGCAGCCGUGCAGAUGCAUGCUGCGUCAACAGUUGAGCUUCAAGAGUUUGUCCUCGACUUUAAGCUCUGCCGCUUUGAGUACAAUCUAACUCAGCAUCGGUCCAAGUGUGAUACACUAGCGAAGAUCUAGUUGGUGCGAAUCAUAUCUUUGAAUUUUUGCAGUGCUGCUGGUGAGCGUACUGAUUAGCCAAAUGAUCCAAGGUGUGAGCUACCACAAAGAGAAAGACCAUCAUUCAAGCUGAGGCGAUCAGUGGUGUAUCAUUUUCAGUAUGCCAGUGAACCGUGUGUCGGUAGUGAUGGUGAACAGCAAUCAUGUGUAUGACUUAAAAUUGCACUGAACAUGGAAUUGUUUUUUUCUUUUUCAGCAAGUUAAGAUUUUUUUUUUGGUGA
Molecule: messenger RNA, 1049 nt
Organism: Panicum hallii
Lineage: Eukaryota; Viridiplantae; Streptophyta; Magnoliopsida; Poales; Poaceae
Exons: 2
Coding region: 51-578 (175 amino acids)
Source: RefSeq, a predicted model, not a curated record